UGAGGUUCACCCCGCAACAGCUCGGCAGUGCGGUGGCACGCCGGCGGUUCAGCCUGACAUGUCCGCUGGGCUCCAGCAAUACGAGGCAAACUUUAGCAAAGUGUCCGGCUGCCCCCUUUUCCACGGCCGUUAACGGGCACGGCGUCUGUUUGAAAACUUGAGCGUUUCGUCACUCGGUAGUUACAGUGACCCGCGCGGAGUCGUGAUUCACCGUGAAUUUCGUGACGGCUAAUUGCCAUGGAAACAGCGCUGCUGCACUGAGAGGAAACUGUCCGUGUUAACUUCAGCCUUUUCCAACAGGGUCGGACAAACCUGUUGGAUACCUUUUUUUGUUUAUUUAUUUUUUCUAAUUUAUUCUUUUUUUCUUGGCAUUACUUUUUUUUAAAACUGUAAUUUGACAGCCGACCAGGUGAGGACCAUGGAGCAUAAAACUGAAAAGAGGUUCCACAACCUGACCCACGACCAAGUCCAGGCUCUCGACAAAGUGCUGACUGAGGUGAUCCCGAUCCACGGGCGAGGAAAUUUCCCCACUCUGCAGGUGAGGGCUAAAGACAUCAUUCGUGUGGUGAAGGACCGACUGGUGGAGAGGGACAUCCAGGUUAAAGACAUACGCCUCAACGGGGCGACCGCCAGCCACGUCCUGGUGAGAGAUAACGGCCUGGGCUACAGAGACCUGGACAUCAUAUUCGGAGUAGAGCUGCCCAGGCAGGAGGACUUCCAGGUGAUCAAGGAGGUGGUGCUGGGCAGCCUGCGGGAUCUCCUCCCCUGUGGGGUUAACAGACGGAAGAUCACCUGCCUCACCAUGAAGGAGGCAUACGUGCAAAAGAUGGUGAAAGUGUUCAACGAGCACGACAGGUGGAGCCUGAUCUUGCUCUCCAACAACAGGUCCAAAACGGUGGGGCUCCGAUUUGUCAGCUCCCUCCGGAGACAGUUUGAAUUCAGCGUGGACUCCUUUCAGAUAAUACUAGACCGCAUGCUGGAGUCUUACUGGGAGAACGACAGGAGAGAAGAAGGAAAGCUGGCACUGAACGCCAGGUAUUCAUCCAAGGGAGCCAACGGCAAAGAAAACAACAAGACAGAAGAGCAAUCAGGCAGUCCGCAAGACGUCGAUGAAGAGGACGCUGAAAAAGAUGGAGCGAUGGCAACGAACGCAGACCCCCCGAGGCCGGAAGAAGCCGCGUCUGCGUUUGAGCUUCCAGAUAAAGAAAGCGAGGGUGCGGAUGGCCAGCAUGAGGUGAAGGGAGCCGAGGGGAACGGCUUGCAGCAGGUAGAGGAAGGUGUAGGUGGCGGAGGGAGCGUCCAUCCAGAGGCAUUCGAGCUUUGUGAGGAAAGAGCAGAACAGAAACAACUGUUUGCUGGCGACUAUCCCUCGGAUGCGCCGCCCAAAACUGUAUUCCCUGAUGCAAGGGAUCCACUGACGACACGUUCGUGUUUAAAACCACAGGCGACCGGAGAAGCGCCUCCGACAAACACCGAAAAGCCAAUUUCCCAAGAAAUGGCCAGUUUUGAAGCAAGUACAACGUUGGAAGCGAACAUCAAAAACAUCAAGACUGAAAGCAGCCCGACUCGACAAGACUCACGUUGUGAAUACUCCUUUCCUCCCCCGGCUAAAAAAACUUGCAGCACAUCGCAGGACAUCGUGCCAGACUACUGCCCUUCCCCGAAGCUGCAAAGGAAAAUGUCACGGAAGCUGAUCAGCCAGCCUGAAAAGUGGUCCUUACUGACGGACGUGUCAGACAUCACGACGCAGCUCUUUCCGCCAAUCGAGAUAGUGAAACCUCUUCAGCCGAAACACCCUGUACUGGAAAGCGUAGAAACAUGUGGCUCUAAUGUUUUAUGCGCUGAGGCAGAACACUCUAAGGGUAAAGACGCCCCUACUGUUCUCCCUUACAGUCCGGAACGCACCCCUCCGACAGGCGCAGGUUCCUGCGAGCCCGCCGAACAAACGGUGAAGCCCAAACACUCCAAGAAGCCUCCUGAUUUAAAGAAUCGAACGAGCCCGACUUUAACGCCUCAGGUUAACGACCAAGGACCCGAGCCGCCUGGCCCUGUUCCAGAGAGCCCACCCAUCAGUGCACAAGGUGAGCCCGUCAUAGCAGUCGAAGCCGAAUGCAUGUACGGAGACUUUGAGCAGGCGAUGGACCACCUCCGCCGCCGCCUCAUCGCCACCCACAACCCCGAGGAGAUCCGAGGAGGGGGCCUGCUGAAGUACAGCGAUCUGCUGGUGAGGAACUUCAGGCCGGCCAGCGAGACCGAGAUCAAGUCGCUGGAGCGGUACAUGUGCUCCCGCUUCUUCAUCGACUUCCCGGACGUGGGCGAGCAACAGCGCAAGAUCGAGGCCUACCUGCAGUGCCAUUUCGUUGGCAGCGAGGAGGCCAGCAAGUACGACUACCUGAUGACCCUGCGGCGCGUGAUAGACGAGAGCACGGUGUGUCUGAUGGGACACGAGAGGAGGCAGACCCUCAACAUGAUCACGGUCCUCGCCCUGAGGGUGCUGGGCGAGCAGAACGCCAUCCCCAACACGGCCAACGUCACCUGCUUCUACCAGCCGGCCCCGUACGUCACCGAGCCGAUUUACAACAGCUACUACAUCCCCCAGGCCCAGCCCCCGCUCGUCUACCACCCCUACCCUCUGCACGUCCACAUGCAGUCUGGCCUUGUGUAGCCGAAAACGGCACGCCGGCAUGAAGGCAUGCUUUAAGCAUGGCGCUCUGCGGUCAGAGGCACACAUGGAGGUUUCAGCAACAAAAGGCAACGACGGUUGCAGCGUUGUUUAAAGUUUCAAAACCCUUCCUUGCUUAUAACAGACGUUGAGUGGUCAGAGCUGAAGUGGACCUGGAGGUAAAUGCGCAGCCUUUUGAAGAUGAGCCCAAGAGAAGAAACGCGGGCGCUUGUUGAGAGGAUUUCAUCAAAGCUGAGCGGAUUCCGGUUCCCUUUCGGAGGACUGGUCCCCCCUCCUGCAUCGGAGGCAGUGUAAUACGUCUCUUUGCCUAAAUGACAAACAUCGUUAACAUAUUAAAUAUAAUCUGUCACUCGUUGGGCUACAAGGCUCUUGAAAUCUUGGUUUGGAUGAACUUUGAGUGACGAUUAAUGCUGUGGGGUAAAAACACUAUAACCGUUUUGUGACUCAUCCGUCCGGACUACAUUAGGUGAUGCCAUACCCGUGUGUUCCCUGUUUAAAGAUAGGAUGCCUUUUACUGUUGGGUUAGACUAGACAGCGGUACUUCCAUGAUGUUGUAAGUGACGUGUUAGUGGACGUGAAUUGCGAACACCUCAUUUAGUAAGGUUAGAGAAUAACUAUAUAUCGGCUUCAAAAGAAUUGAACAUACUCCUGUCAAAAGGGGUAACAGCGCUCCGAUUUGUAUCUUCAGACAACCCAAAAAUUGAAAACAAUAGUUAAUUCGGAUUCAUUUGUAACAUUCCUUUCAACAGAUAUACAAAAAAAUAUAAGCGAGCUUCUCUAAACGGGAAAUGGCCUGAGAUCAGAUUGACUGUAAAACAAAAGAGGACGUUUUAAAGAAGUGUGGCGCCCGCAUCAGUCAGUGUUGCAGUGGAGAAUCCCAUUAUGGGAGCUCAAAGGUAGUUUUAGUGUGCGUCACCUUCACUGACAUUCAAAGCACAAAGUUACUAAUUAGUACAAGUAGCUCUAGAUGUUUGGCUGUUUUUCUCC
This is a messenger RNA of Fundulus heteroclitus (mummichog), 3670 nucleotides long. RefSeq lists its product as uncharacterized. Gene Ontology annotation, molecular function: poly(A) RNA polymerase activity; RNA binding. The transcript has 2 exons. Gene Ontology annotation, biological process: mRNA stabilization. Bases 419 to 2665 code for a protein of 748 amino acids. The record is from RefSeq and is a predicted model, not a curated record. NCBI's taxonomy places the organism in Eukaryota, Metazoa, Chordata, Actinopteri, Cyprinodontiformes, Fundulidae.